Messenger RNA from Symbiodinium necroappetens, 11487 nucleotides. The record is from the annotation of a GenBank genome assembly. Lineage: Eukaryota; Dinophyceae; Suessiales; Symbiodiniaceae.
AUGGUGGCUACAGAGAACUGCACGGACGUUUGGGGCACAUGCGAGCCCAGGUUGUGGUUCAAUGGCAAGCUCCUAUCGAAUGCUCCUUCGUUGAGCUCUCCUUGGCCCUUGUGUGGAGGAGGGGUCAUCGGAAAAGACGCGCGCAAUAAGCUGCUCGCUAACUCGGAAAAGCACGGCAAGUUUGCUCGUGCCAGAUUUGCCGUUGACGAGCUGAUUGACAAAGUCGCCGCGGAUGUCCUCAAGAAGCUUGCUGAGGACAAGGCGGCCACCUUCCGUGAUAUCAUUCAGGUUGCAAAUAGCUUCUCCCCGCCAGUGGCAUUGAGCUCCAAAUGUCGUCCUGACGCUCUUCCUCCUGCCGCUUCUACUUCUACUGGUGGUGGUAAGGGCAUGGGCAAAGUUACAGUGCUGGCAGUAGCUCACCCUGCACUCGCCGGUCUCGCGGAGCUGGAUUGUCAACGUCGGGCAGCAAAGGGCCAUGCCUUGGCAAUGACUGACCCUGAUGCCAACCCGGAUGUGGGCGCCCACCAAGAGACCUGGGCCGAUACGAAAGAUAUCCUGGACCGGAGCGAGGUGCUGACGGCAUUGGUGCGUUUGGGCUGGGUGGAUGUGGCCAACUCCAAGAUCGCCUAUGUCUUUGCAAACCCUGAGGCUCGGAAGUUGGUUGCUGGUGUUGAGCUUCACUGGAUCCCGGGAUACCAACAUGCUGCGAUUGACAGUUCGUUGCAUCUUUCUUUGUCUACGGCUUUCUUUGUCUACGGGGCCAGGGCAUCGCUUGGUCACACCAUGUCGUUUGUCAGGCUGGAGACUCUGAGGCUGCAUGGUAACUUUUUGAAUCCUUUGAUGCUGCCUGCUUGCGAGCUCGCCUGGAACAUGCUGGUUUCGCCGACUCUGGACCUCCCGGCCGACGCCCUCGAGCGCGCAGUUCGUGGUCGCAAUCCUGCUACGGUCGGUGGCAUUAGCUGUCGGGGCGGGGGAUCGCGGGGGGUCCGGGCCACCAGCGGCGGCGCAAGCGGGCGGCCACCGACCGCCGCCGACGGCUGCAAGAUGACCGAGCGCUGGUGCUGCAAGGCCUGUGUGGCUACCGUGCUCUUCAUUGCAAAGCCUUUGACGCUGCGCGUCGCCAGUCGUGAGGUUUGGGAGUUCAGGGCCUUUGGUUUGGAAGCUACACAUGGCCUGGGCAUUGACCUGCGCGGCAGUGAGUUAUACGAACUCACUAUUCGGCUUCUGGUGGGUCACAGUCUUUGCUUGGAGCAACGUUGCCGUCUUCGCUUCUUGUUUGAGCGUGCUUCCAAACGCACUGGUGGAGCGCGACUCUUGGCCUGCCUGUUUCUGGAAGGUUUGGAUACGCGAUGGUCGCCUUGUCUGCUCUCACCAUCGCCCGGGCGGGAUGUGGCUGAGGAUGCUGAAGAUGGUGCUGGGGAAAGUGCAAGGAAGAUGCUCAUCCGGCGAGGGCGCCGUGCUGAGAGGCGAGGACACAGGCUGCAUCUCAGCGCGGUCACAGCAAAGGGCGUGAAUGCCUACUCGGUCCACGUGGUUGUGGAGAUGCUGAAGUUCCUGGGGAGACAACGCCUCAUCCUGAUGACCGAUGGUGAGCCUGCAAUCCGCGCUUUGGCGGAAGCUGCAGCAAGGGAGAUCGGCGGCGGCGCAGGUGCUCAACACCAACAUGCUCAUAAGGAGACGCACAGGCAAACCAACGGUGCAGCUGAGAGAGCUGUCCUAGAGGUGGCCCGACAAGUCAGGACACUAGUGCAUGCUCUGGAGAGCAAGUACCCCGAACUUCACACCACAAAUGAGGUGGACCUGUGCCCGUGGUUGGUUCGCCAUGCUGGGUGGCUGCUCACGAGGUACUUAGUGAAAGCGGAUGGUUGUGGAAACAUUCGAAACCGUGCAGUACAAGAUCGACCGCGACCAGCCGUGGAAAGCUCGAUCCACAAACCUCCAUUGGGGUAUGGCCGGGCCUCAGAGUGCAAGGAACGCUCCAACAAGCUGUAUCCUCGGACAACGCCGUCCGUGGAAAAGGACAAAUGGAGGUUGAUGCAGAAAGCGCCGCUCAACAAGAGCAUUCCGCAGGAUCCUCAAGAGACGCGGGAGGUCCUUCUCCUAGCACACCUGCGAGUGAACCGAGCAAGAGCUCCAGACCCAGUCGCACUCAGGCCAAAAGGAGAAACAGCACUAGCACACAGGACCCAGCGCCAAGAUUGCAAGGAAGAGAGGAAGGGCCGCGAGAAAAGAGCUGCCGAGCUAUCCUUGGAGGAGGCCAUCGAGCAGGAUGUGACGCUCGAAGAGCUGCUGGGGUCCCUUCCUACUCUUCACGAGAUUCCGCUGGUUGCUAGGUACCCUGAAGCAGGUACUGUGACUGAGGCCUUCGACGAGAGAACUGGUGAGGAGCUCCCCUUGGAGACGGUUAAGCGUGCCAGAGGCCGCGAGCUGGACAAGAUGCUGGAGCAAAGCGUCAAGCAACACAGCACCUGGGAGGAAGCUCGAAAGAGAAAGCUCAAGAUCGUUAAGUCUCGGUGGGUGGACGGCUGGAAGGCCUUGCCAGGCGAUUCCCAAGGGGUCAGGUCGAGAUGCGUCGCCCAGGAGGUUAACAAUUACCAACGUGAGGACGUGAGUUCUGGAACGCCACCUUGCAAAGCCCACCGUAUGGUGCUUGCGCAUGCAGCUAGAAGGCGCCAAAAUGAAGCUGAAAACAGAAAGCUGGUUGGCCGCUACGAUGUGAGCGUUGCUUUCUUGCACGCUGAAGCGACAGGGAAGAUAGCUGUGCUCCCGCCAAAGGAUGUCGAUGAAGGGCAUUUUUGGUAUUUGCUUAUGGCAAUGGAAUGGGACGAGGGAAGCCUCAAAGCAAUGGUCAAUCAAGAUUGCUCAGACGAAGAAGAAGAAGCACGGCUUCUUGGAAGUAGCAAGUGUUACUGCCUCGCAUAUGACCGGCGCACUGCGCUGGACAAUGCACACCCAAAAGGCGACCAUUUGCAUCGAAAGAUCAAUUGGAGCCCGAAGGGCUACACGUGGGAAGCAGAUGGUAAGUAUGUUGAGUUUUUGGCAUUUGGUCUAGGCCUCAGCAACGCCAAAGGUGUGGACACACCCGCAAGCAAGGAUUGUGGAAAAUCCGAUCGUGAUGCCGGGAAGGAGCUAGAUUCUGAGGAGUCCACUGUGUUCCGCAAAUUGGCGGGCACCGCGCUGUACCUGUCCUUGGACAGGCCAACGAUACAGUUUGCGGUGAGUGAUGCGCCCAUGGAGCUGGCAGUGUACACGGACUCAGACUGGGCAAGCGACACUCGAACCCGCAAAACCAUGAGCUGCUAUGUGGAGAUGUUCGGGAAGCACAUGAUUGAAUCAUCGUGCGCUCGGCAGGCCGCUGUGGCGCUAAGCUCCGGGGAGGCGCAGUAUUACGCCCUUACUCGAGGAGUGGCUGCUGGGAUUAUGUCGCAGCAGAUCUGGGAGAUUAUCCAGAAGGGAACCACCGCAGCCCGACGGAUCGCCCACCGCAAGGGCUGUGGAAAGGUGAAGCAUCUUUCCAUCCGGGAGAUUUGGCUGCAGGACUUCGUUCAGGAAGGCAAAGUAAAGGUCGUGAAGGAACCAACUGCGACUAACAUCGCGGACGUUGGUCCAAAGCUCUUUCCGGAGCCCGUGUGGCUCGUCAAGAUGAUGCCGCGGGGAGAGGGCAUCCCGCCUGACCAGCAGCGCCUCAUCUUCGCUGGAAAGCAGCUGGAAGACGGGCGUACGUUGUCAGACUACAACAUCCAGAAAGAGAGCACCUUGCACUUGGUGCUGCGCCUUCGUGGUGGCAUGCAGAUCUUCGUCAAGACGUUGACCGGCAAGACCAUCACUCUUGACGUUGAGGCCUCAGACACGAUCGAUAAUGUGAAGGCCAAGAUUCAAGACAAGGAGGGCAUCCCGCCUGACCAGCAGCGCCUCAUCUUCGCUGGCAAGCAGCUGGAAGACGGGCGUACGUUGUCAGACUACAACAUCCAGAAAGAGAGCACCUUGCACUUGGUGCUGCGCCUCCGUGGUGGCAUGCAGAUCUUCGUCAAGACGUUGACUGGCAAGACCAUCACCCUGGACGUCGAGGCCUCCGACACAAUCGACAAUGUAAAAGCCAAGAUGGUGCUUGGUUUCCUUUCUCAAAGUGUUCGUAUUACUGUUCCGGUCACAUCGAAAGGCAGGGAGGGCAUCCCGCCUGACCAGCAGCGCCUCAUCUUCGCUGGAAAGCAGCUGGAAGACGGGCGUACAUUGUCGGAUUACAACAGCGCGCAUGAGGCCACCUCCACGUGGUGCGCGUGGGCACCGUUGGCUACGCUGAUGGUGUGCAGAGGUCUCCUAGCUACGCUUCUUCUUCUGAUGAUUGGUCUGGGGCGACCGGUCAUUCGAGAGGAGACCUAUGUGACAAGGCUCCGGGCCUUGACUUUCGGCUUCUACUUUGUGGACGCCGUUUCCAUGGCAAUGAUGAGAUGGCUGUCUGGGCUAUGGCGGCACCUGGAGGUUUUUCUUUGGGGAGCUUUGGCCCAGCAUGACAUUUUUCAAAUGACGGCUUUGAGGCUUCAUCGCAGACGGCGUCAUGGGCGACCUCGACUGCGGCGGAAGCACCAGUUUGUUGGCUGGCGGCCAAAUGGGGUUCCGAUUGGCUGCUGGGGACCGGGAGUUCACAAGAGGACACCCGGCCAUGCGGCGCCCGUGGACGCGAUGGAAGAGACGGCGUCUUCGGCGGCAUCGGUGGUUCUUGCUUCGAUGCCCUUCGCUGCCAAGGACCCAGAAGAAACAACAAGAGCAUUGAGUGCCGAUACAAGAGCCGUAGGGGCCAAGGUUUGGGGUUUCGAGGUGCAGGUUCAGGCAUCGCGGCAGAAGGCGAGGGUGACUUCCACGAACGGUGAGGCGGAGUGCAUGCCUGUUGCAAUGGGUUCCGGGCUUGCUUCCGCUCCCACGGGGACACGAGAUGCAAGAUGCGCUUAUGGGCCGAUUUACGGCUGCAAUGGUUUUGCUUCUAUCGAUUCGCACGGCAUUGCCCUGACCCGUGUACAGCGCCCUCCACAACAGGAGGACGAUCAGGACGCUGCUGGAGAACGAGGAGAUGGACGUGCCGCGGGGUUUAGCGACUCUGCUUUUGGCGCUUUUAGUUUUGGUUUUGGGAGCACGGCCGCCACUACGGCUGCUGACUUUCCUUUGCUACGUGGAGGAAGCAAGCUCCUGCUGGGCCUCCAGCAAGUUUUGCAGGAGGUUGAUGGCGACGACGAAGAGGAAGAGGACAGCAAUGAUGCAUGGUUGCGUGCUGCACUGGUUCGGUUGGUUGAGCGCCAGCCCAAGAACCUGUUACAGGAACUCAAGAGCUUGGUGAAACAGGCCGGUCGGCGAGUACAUCGCGCGAUGGACGAGGACUACGGCGGCUACGAGGGUGACUGGCAUGAGCAUUGGCAUGAGCAAGCCGACGUUGGCGAGAACUACGUUGCAUAUGGCUGGACCCAACAGCAGUCGCCUACUUUAGGUGAUGAGUGGUGGACCGGCUGGCAGCAGGAUGCAUCUGGUUGGUGGUUUGACACAGGCGGCCAAAGGGCUGCAUCAGCAUGGGCGCGCGACGAGUGGGAAGACUGGAGCAAGGAUGUCAAUGGUAGGUGGGCUCCCGCUGGCUCCUCCUGGCCUUCCUCAGCCAGGACCGUGCUUUACUCGCAAGCUGCAUCUUCGACGGCGGCUCCUUCUCCGGCCAGGCAUGAUGCCAGGACCAAGAAAGUCACAGAAAACGAGUGGCAGGUCGUGCAAUCCAGGCGCCAGCAGCGUCAGCAGAAGGCGCUUGAUGCGACGCGCAGCUGGCAUGUGCAACAGGGCGCAUGGGCACCGCCCGCAGGUCAUGCGAUCGGUCACGUCACCAACGCGCAGGAUUUGGGACAUCAGCUCGACGUCUCCUCCGGCGUGGCUUGGGUCAUGGAAACUGACGACGUGGACGAGGUUCGUAUGGCCGUGGGCAUGGUGGAGGGAGCCAUCAAGGAUGAGGAUAGGCAAUCGCUCCGAGUCGUUUUCAAAGGCGAUGGCAAACAGCUCGAGGAGGCUGGCAUCGCGUUUGGGUGGAUGACGGUGCCAGGUAUGGUCAACGGCGCGCUGCGGCUUCGAAAGUGGCCGGUGGCUUCAGCUGGAUCCGAGAAAACCCUUGCGAAUCUCAUCACAAAGACUGCGGAAACCAUUGUGGUUCAGAGGCCACCGCCCAGCAUUCGGGAGAGGCGUGCUUCUACCUUUGUGGUUCGAUGUGAAUGUGACCGCAAGCUGGCGCCCAUCGCUUGGAAACAUGCGUUGGCACGCCCAGCAACGGUGGUGCGCCAGUGGGCGCGCGCGGUGGGCAUCAAGCAAGCCGACAUCCUGGACACGUUCAGUCCCAAGCGGGUGGGCCAGGAUCGGGUGGUAGUCAUGCUGCGCGUGCUCACAACCGAGGCAGUGCAGGGUCUGGUUCGUGCGAGCGGGCGUUCUGGAGGUGAAGGGGCUCAGGCUUCUGUGUGGUUUGCGGACGUUCUUGGCGACAAGGCGCAGCUCAAGCUACCCGACAAGGUGCAGUGGAUCUCGUGGGAUUCUCAAGAGUCAUGGGAGGACUACGGGAGUCGUGUGCGCAAGCUCGCGGGCACUGAAGGAGUUGCCCUGGGCACCCACCAACUCGGGGUACGGAUGUGGGCUGAUGACAAGCGUUUUCAACCUCAGGAUUUGUUGCUGCAGCUCGGUUUCGUGGAGCCCGUCAUUGAGCAGAAAGUCCGAGGCAAGGGAGUGGAAUGGAUCUUCAAGGCGCGCCGCGAGGACUCGUUGGAUUCCAUUCAACGCAUGCUCGAUUGGGGCGGCGAUGGUGAAGACCUCAGCGAAGUGACCGUUGUCAAGGAAGCUCGUCGUCGACGCGGACUUGCUGCUACCGCGCUCCGCACGGAGCGUGUGGUCAACUUUACGGCUAAGCCUGCGGAUCGUCCAAAGCCACGGUCUCGUCCCGCAGCUUCUGGUCCCGUUCCAAAGCCCGCCACGCCCACCGUGGCUGCGAAGGCCUCUGCCACCACUGCUUUGCCUUCGAAUGCGCAAAUUGCCGUGAAUGACACUGCGACACCUUCUGAUGCCAAGAAGCGUGGAAGGGACGAAGCCGAAGCCACGGACUCCAUGGAAGUAGAGACUCCUGUGGAGUGGCGGCCGAGCACGGGGAGGGUGGUUGAGAACGUCGGCGAGGGCAACUGUCUUUGGCAUUGCCUGGCUGCCUUCUCCUCGACUCCCGCCGUUAAGCGAUCUCAUCGCCAGAUCCGGCAGUACACCGUGCAUUGCAUGCGUGAACGCUCUGAUGAGCUUCGCCCCAUUUGGGAAGCGAUGGGCAAGUUCAAUGAUGCUGGCAAGCCCUCCCAGUUUGAAUGGGAAGAUUACCUGAGUGAUCAGAACACGCAUGGACAGUGGUCUGGGGCGUUUGAGGUGGCGGCGUGGGCGGUGGCCACGAACCACCGCGUUUGGAUAACAACGGACACUGGCAAACUCCAUCUGAUCAAUCCCGACGUUGACUUGGAGAAUGCUUGGGUGGCCUUGCGCUACCGCACCGAAGGCCACUACGAGCUGUGGGCCGGAGCGCGCGAGGAAGAGUUUUGGGCUCGUGCCUGUGACCUCUCCGUUCAGGGACGUCAGCAGCUGGACGAGCUGCUCCGUGGAGGGGGGCACCAGGCCAGUGAUGACCACGGCGCCGGCGAUGAUGAGGAGCCGCAGUCAUGGGAAUGCGAUGCGCGGGUCCAGCAGAUGAAGGUUGAUGCUCUGCCGCAAGGGCCUACGCGACACGUGGCUACUCAUGUCAUUUGUCCUUUCCCACGGCGCAGUCGCGGUGACAAGGCGCCCUUGCGACUCAUUUGGGGUGGAUGCGCCAAGUGUGCCCGUCAGUUUGAGUACUUUGCUGCCAGUAUGACGCGCUGUUACCCCGAGGAAAGGGCCAAGCACCUGCGAGCCAAUGUCACGGUCUGGAAGAAGUACCGCGUUGACUCUGCGAGCCUUUGGUCUGAGCUGGUGCGAGCGUGGGGUCUCACCUCCGCUGAGGCGCUCAAGCUUGACCAGUGGGCCACCAAGCGUUUCCGCAAGGCCAUGGACGGAGUGCCACCCUUGACUACCUCGCUGUGGCAACGCGACCUCUGUGCUGAAAACAUUGAGCCUAACCCUGGCCCUUGUAGUUUAACGUAUCUCAACGUGAAUGGGCUUGCCGGCGCUUUUCGGGCGCUCCAGCGCCUGCCUUGCAGUAACUUGGAAGUCGUGUGCUUGGCUGAGACCCAAGCUAACCAGCGUCAACACCGGGACCUUCAGCAACGACUCGCUUCGCUUGGGUUCCGCUCCUUCGGGGUUCAAGGCCGCGUUGGCACGGAUGCGUCAGGCCGGGCCUUUGCGCGUGGCGGCCUCCUGGUGGCUGUCAAGGGCCACGUCAAGGCGAGAUGCGUGAACGUUCACUCUUCUGCCCGAGGCGAUAUGGUUGUAGUGGACUUCCUGGGUUUCUUCUUAGGGUUUGUUUGGCAGCGCGAGGCUGAGAUACCCCAAGGGGGCUUAGAUGACCAAGUGCUGUUGCUCAAAGGAUUGGCCGAGGAGCGCUUGGUGCCGUGGGCGGCAGUGGGGGAUUGGAACCAGAUUCCUACGUUGCAUCCCGCGGUUGCUUCGGACAGUCUUUCUUGGCAUGCUCCGCUUGAUGAUGUCGGUGUCCCAUUGCCUUCGAGGUUUGGUUACAUGCGCUGUAUCGACUACUUGGUGGGAGUUAUGGGUGGACCUUGGCACUCCUUCUGCCAUUCGCCACUGGUGCUCUCUGAUCACAAGGCCCUCUGCUUCGCCAUCGACUUCCCCAGCCUUGUCGAGGCCCCGUGCUACCUUAGGCCGACUGCGUGCUACAAGAAGCCUGCCCACCUCAGUGCGUGUCAAUGGAGCCAGCUCGUCAGCAAGUCUUGGCAGCUUCAGGUCCCUCCGGCCCCUGGGGGUAAUCCUGAUAGCGAGUGGCGCGCUUUCUGCGAUGUGCUUGAGACUACUUUGCAGGACGCCGCGCGCGAGGCAGGUCAUGCUAUUCACACAGGUGCCACUCGAGCCAAGGGCUCUACUCCGGUGUUGAUGAAGUCGGGCGAGUUUCGUCGUUUUACCUCUACUCCCACCUCGUUUCAAGAGCGCAAGUUAGAGAAGCUUCUGGGACGGCUCUACGAGCUUGAGCGCCAGGAGAGGCAAGGGCCGCCGGACCAUGGUCUUGCUGACGCUGUACACCGCACGUGGCCUAAGCACCUUGGGCGGUUUGGUGGUUGCGCGGAGGCCAUACGUGUGGUGCGCGCCAAGCUCCAACAGGUGCGUGACAGUGGCAUGCGGCAGCGCAUCUCUCACUGGCGCCAGAGGCUUGCCACAGGCGGUCGUGCGGCUUCGCGCUGGCUUGCCACUUCGCAAGUUGUUUCUCCCCACACCUUGCUGCCACCUGCUGCCAACCAGAAUGGUGGAGAGGCUCCGCUUCCUGCUUCCUCUGCCCCUGAGUGCUUGAAUGAGCUCCGCCGUUACUGGAACACGAUUUGGCAGCGACCCGGCACGCCCGAGGAGCUGGGGCGACUUCGAGAGGGGCGGCUCUCCAGGCCCCGCGGCCAACGCAUGGAAGGGGAUUGGCACAUUAGUCCUGAGUUGCUUGUGCAGCACUUGAAGGCUAAGCUGCAGGGCAGCGCCGGUGCCGACGGAUGGCGUGCGGACGAGCUUCUGGCCUUUCCGAUGGCUACCUGGCGGUGUUUUCUGGACCUGUGGCAUAGUUGGUGCCAGCAGGGUGCUUUUCCAAGCUGCUGGCGACACUCUCGGCAAAUCUUUUUGCCCAAGGCAGAAGUGCUGGAUGGCGCCCUUGAGGUGGACCGGAUGCGCCCUAUUUGCGUCCAGCCGGUGCUGUGCAGGGCCUUGUCUAGCUGCAUGGCACAGCUGUGCCGCGAAUGGGUGUUGACCAAGGUGGACGGUUGCACUUUCGGCGCUUUGCGUGGGCGCGGGGUGGAGGCCGCGGUGCUCCUGUUGGAUGCCGCGCUUGGCAAAGACAGCAUCAUGUUUUCGCUUGACUUCCGUAAGUGUUUCGAUAUGAUGUCGCCCGAGCCCGCCAUUGGCAUUUUGGAACACGAGGGCCUUCAUCCGCAGUGGGCCCGUCAUUUGCACUUCAUGUGGAUUGACCAGCAGCGAUGGCUCCAGCUUGGCGUUUGGACUGACUCCGACAGCACUUUGGUCCCCAACUCGGUGCCCCAGGGUUGCGCGAUGGCGCCUUUAGCGCUGGUUUGCCUGCUCGCAGAGGCUUCCAGGGACGUGCCCCGUGUUGCCGCCGAAGCCGGCUUCAGGCAAUGCAUCUUCAUUGACGACAGGACUUUUGUCACCAGUUCCGUGGCAGCUGCGCUGCGGGCCUGGCGAGGAUGGACAGGAUGGAGCCAUCGAUUGGGCUUGGCAGAGAAUGGCCAGAAGUUGUGUGUGCUGUGCACGCAUCCGCAAAAGCGUCACGAGCUUGUGCAAGGUGGAGUGCCAGUGCGUGCUUUGGCUGAAGAGGCGCGAGUCCUUGGAGUCGACUUCUCCCUGGGCUCCACGACGGCUACGGCCACCCGCGACCAGCGACUGCUUAAGGCUGCGGCCAUCCUGCAACGCUUGGCCAACCUGCCAGUUGGGCAGGCAACGAAGCGGCUCCUGUUUCGUACUCGAGCUUCCCCUCUUGCUUCUUGGGGAGCCUGGCUUUCCGCUGACCCGGUGCGCGAGAGUGCCAAACUCACCACUCAGCUCAAGAGGUGUUUAGGCCAGGUCAGUACCAUGGGUUCUAGGGACUUGUGGCUUCUUCUUGAGGGGCAUUGGAGUGCGCCGGCUUUCACGGCUGCGGUGUCGGCUACUGCUGCGUAUGGCCGCGCAAAGGCAUAUUGGGAUGCUCAGGGCUUGCAACUCCCUCCUGCGCGUUGGUUCCGUAGGGUUUCGGGUUUCUUUGGGGGCCUAGGCUUUAGACACGUCCUGCCUGACACUUGGAGUCAUCCGAUUGUCGGUGACUUUGUGAUGGCCGGGCCUCAACCCCGACAGUGGAUAGGGCGCACGGUCCAUCUCCUCAGAGAGUGUUGGCGCUACGCGCGCUUUGCUGCCUUUGUUGAGCACAAUCGCAGAGACUCACGUGCUUUGAGGGGUCAUGUCGUGUACGAUCCGCUGCAGGUCUCUGCGGCCAGGAAAAUGUAUCUGCAGGCCUCUGGGGACGAGAGGGCUGUCAUGCACGGCAGCGCUUUGAGCUCUGCUGUCUACGGUGUCAUGUCCGGCCAUGGCGCGCCGUCUACUUGCCGUUGGUGCCACUGCGCGGUGGUGCCUACGUGGGAACAUUUGGCGUGGCAUUGCGACCACUUCUCGUCUGGCAGGCCCCCGAGGCCUGAUGAUGCUCUUCGCCACCGGCUUGGUUGGCCUUCACGGUGUGCAGAUGCUUCGGCAUGGGCCUUGCUGCGCUUCUUAGCAGACAUUCGGCGUCAGGUGCUUGACUUCCAUGGGCCACCUCCGGUGGCUGCGCAUGGAGGUCGCUGA